AUGGCUUCCCAGGACCUCCAGUGGCUUCUUGUCCGCAACAACUCCAGCUUCAUCGUCAAGCAGAAGGGUAUCGGCCGCAUCUUCUCCCGCGAGCCCCGUAACCUCGUCCAGCUCCACAGCUACAAGUACUCUGGUCUUGUUAAUGCCAAGGCUGUCGGCAUUGAGGCCGCCAAGUCUGGAAAGGGUGUCGUUAUUACCACCAAGAAUGCCAAGCAGUCCUCUUCCGCCAUCAAGAAGACCGUCAACGUCGCCACCCUCAAGAAGGGCGGCGGACGUCGUACUGCCGGUGCCGUCUCCAACGUUGUUGCCAAGAAGGGCUACCGUGCUGACCUGACCCGAGCUGCUGUCAUCCGUGCCUCCGCUCUCCUCCGCUCGCAGCGCGGCCGCAAGCAGCCCCCUGCCCGUAGGGUCCGUGGCACUGGCGCUCGCAAGGUCGUCAAGGUCGAGGAGCCCGUCGCCUAA
Messenger RNA from Mycosarcoma maydis (corn smut), 462 nucleotides. RefSeq lists its product as uncharacterized. The record is from RefSeq and is a predicted model, not a curated record. The transcript has 3 exons. Lineage: Eukaryota; Fungi; Basidiomycota; Ustilaginomycetes; Ustilaginales. Bases 1 to 462 code for a protein of 153 amino acids. Gene Ontology annotation, molecular function: structural constituent of ribosome. Gene Ontology annotation, biological process: translation. Gene Ontology annotation, cellular component: cytosolic large ribosomal subunit; ribosome.